This is a messenger RNA of Oryza sativa Japonica Group (Japanese rice), 1177 nucleotides long. Its product is annotated as probable ribose-5-phosphate isomerase 3, chloroplastic. NCBI's taxonomy places the organism in Eukaryota, Viridiplantae, Streptophyta, Magnoliopsida, Poales, Poaceae. Gene Ontology annotation, biological process: pentose-phosphate shunt, non-oxidative branch. Gene Ontology annotation, molecular function: ribose-5-phosphate isomerase activity. The record is from RefSeq and is a predicted model, not a curated record.
AGAAAGAAAAUUGCAACAAAAAAAGUUAGAAAAACCCCUAGCCUUCCAAGUCACCACCAACCCCUCUUUCUUUGAUCACCAUCUCCAUCUCCAUCUCCAUCUUCUUCUUCCUUCCACCACCAACCCCCCAUCUCCUCCAUCUCCACUCCACCUCACACGCCUCAUCGACCUCCCAAGAACCACCACCGCCUUCUCCCAUGGCCGCCGCCACCGUCUCCGUCCGCUUCCACCCGGCCGCAUCCGCCGCGCGCUGCGGCGGCGGCUCGCGCCGGAGCAGGCGCCUGUCCGGGGUCAUCAGGGCGCAGUCGGCGCCGGCUUCGGCGGCGGCGGCGGCGCUGACGCAGGACGACCUGAAGAGGCUGGCGGCGGUGCGCGCGGUGGAGCAGGUGGAGAGCGGGAUGGUGCUGGGGCUGGGGACCGGGUCGACGGCGGCCUUCGCCGUCGCGGAGAUCGGGGCGCUGCUGGCGUCCGGGAAGCUGAGCGGCAUCGUCGGGGUGCCCACCUCCAAGCGCACGUUCGAGCAGGCGCAGUCGCUCGGCAUCCCGCUCUCCACCCUCGACGACCACCCCCGCAUCGACCUCGCCAUCGACGGCGCCGACGAGGUCGAUCCAGACCUUAACCUUGUGAAAGGGAGAGGUGGUGCCCUUCUCCGGGAGAAGAUGGUUGAGGCAGCAUCAGACAAGUUCAUCGUUGUUGUUGACGAGACAAAGCUAGUUACCGGCUUAGGAGGGAGUGGUCUAGCCAUGCCUGUGGAGGUUGUGCAGUUCUGCUGGAAGUACAACCAAGUGAGAUUGCAGGAUCUGUUUAACGAUGAAGGAUGCGAGGCGAAGCUGAGAUUGGAUGAAGGCGGCAAACCCUACGUUACCGACAACUCAAACUACAUCGUUGAUUUAUACUUCAAGACGCCGAUCAAGGAUGCGUUGGCAGCAGGGAAGGAGAUCUCAGCUUUGGAAGGCGUCGUUGAGCAUGGGCUGUUCCUGGACAUGGCGACUUCGGUGAUCAUCGCUGGAACAGAUGGCGUCAGUGUCAAAACAAAGUGAGUUUUGGGGUUUUGUUGUUGCCGGUGUUGAAUUUACGAUUUUUUGUUGGGAUGUAUAAGCUAUUGGGGUGUAAAAGCAGGCAAUAAGAUGCUUCACUAAUAAUAAUUGAAUAUAUUUCCCCACUCUUUCAUUGCUGA